Molecule: messenger RNA, 1124 nt
Organism: Effrenium voratum
Lineage: Eukaryota; Dinophyceae; Suessiales; Symbiodiniaceae
Source: the annotation of a GenBank genome assembly
GCAUGCGGUGCGACGGCUCUUGGGGCGGAAGUCCGGAGUUGAAGGCCUUUGUGGAUCAACACCAGGCCUUCAAGAUUGUCGUCGAAAACUUCUCUCCCGUCACCGGCCUCUACCUGGGAAGCACCACCUUCGUGCCUGAAAAUGGACAUGAUCGGGAUUUGAGGGUUGCCAGGCUGGCGUAUGUGGGACGGAACCACUUCAAUUUGGUUCUCGAAUUGGGUGAUCCGGAGCCACACCCGCCGCCUGGCAUCGCUCGGCCCGAUGAUGCUCCGGCACAAAAGGCAGCCAAGAAGAAAGCUGCGAAGAAGGGCAAGACCGACGACAAGCCGCACGCGCCGCCUGUCAUCGCUCAGCCCAAGGAUGCUCAAAAAGCAGCAAAGAAGAAGGCUGCAAAGAAGGAAGAGGCCGAGAGCGACAAGCCCCCCAAGAACGAUGCCAAGACUUCACGGGCAUCUGUGGUGAGGCCCAGGCUGAUCCACAAAGAUGACAUCGCGCCGGACAUGGACCCUCAAAUCUCCGCGGCGCCCGAGUCAGGUCGGAAACGGGCCAGGGAGGCGUGGAAAGCAUCUGGCGUUCAUCUGUCCGCAGACAAGGCCUGGUUCAUGGAAGGCUGUCCGGACGAGGAGGGCGUGAGACAGCGGCGGGCGCGCAUGACCGAUGCCGGCGCGAACAUUGCGUGGGAUCGGGUCAUGCUUUUGGUCCAGUUCACGGAUGUCAACAUGGGGGCUUGGGAGGAGUGGGGCACCUUGCCUGCGUUGAUUUGUCAAGGUUAUCCGUCUCCCGGCAUGCUGGGCACGGUCGUUCACUACCUUGCCUUGCGGCAUGUGACGGCCUUUCUUGACUACUACACGUGGACUGACCGUGUUACCAAGAAUCGAGAGGGGCCGUACACAACGGGGUGGAUUGUGACCCUGCAGCGGUCCAUUUCCGCGCUCAAGUCGUUCAUCAAUCCAGACUAUUUGCCGGAAUGGAGCCGCAAAUUCAAGCAGGCGGUCGCGAACGCCAAGGCGGAGCUCCAGCGCAGAUCCGCGCUGUUCCGCCGUAGGGACGAUUUGUGGGAGGAUGACGCAGACGUCCCUGAGGGUGGACGGAUGGUCCGUAGGCCCCAGAUUACGUUCGCCGAU